This is a messenger RNA of Linnemannia hyalina, 1500 nucleotides long. The record is from the annotation of a GenBank genome assembly. NCBI's taxonomy places the organism in Eukaryota, Fungi, Mortierellomycota, Mortierellomycetes, Mortierellales, Mortierellaceae.
AUGGCCCACGAGAAUGACAGUUGGAAGAAGCAGCUUAACCUUCCCACAAAAGACGAACGGCCCCAGACAGAGGACGUCACGGCAACCAAGGGCAACGAGUUUGAGGACUACUUCUUGAAGCGCGAGCUGCUCAUGGGCAUCUUCGAGGCUGGUUUCGAGCGCCCAUCGCCUAUCCAGGAAGAAUCCAUACCCAUUGCCCUCGCUGGAAGAGACAUUCUUGCCCGUGCAAAGAAUGGAACCGGAAAGACCGCUGCCUUCGUCAUCCCCUCGCUCGAAAAGAUCAACCUCAAAAAGAACAAUGUCCAGGCCCUCCUCCUCGUCCCCACUCGUGAGCUCGCCCUCCAGACAGCACAGGUCUGCAAGACCCUCGGCAAACAUAUGGGCGUCCAGGUCAUGGUCACCACCGGAGGCACCACCCUCAAGGACGAUAUCAUGCGUCUCAGCGAGACCGUUCACAUUAUCGUCGGAACUCCCGGUCGUAUCCUCGACUUGGCCGGUAAGGGUGUCGCCAACUUCAGCGAGUGCACAACCUUUGUCAUGGAUGAAGCCGACAAGCUCCUCAGUCCAGAGUUCACACCUAUUGUCGAGCAGUUGCUCACCUACUUCCCUAAGGAACGCCAGAUCAUGCUUUACUCUGCCACCUUCCCCAUGAUCGUCAAGACCUUCAAGGAUAAGCAUAUGACCAAGCCCUACGAAAUUAAUCUGAUGGACGAAUUGACACUUCGUGGUGUUACCCAAUACUAUGCCUUUGUCGAGGAACGCCAAAAAGUCCACUGCCUCAACACCCUCUUCUCCAAGCUCCAAAUCAACCAGUCCAUCAUUUUCUGCAACUCCACCAACCGUGUGGAACUUUUGGCAAAGAAGAUCACAGAGCUGGGCUACUCCUGCUUCUACUCUCACGCAAAGAUGCUCCAGUCACACCGUAACCGAGUUUUUCACGAUUUCAGGAACGGAGUCUGCCGCAACUUGGUCUGCUCGGAUCUUUUGACCCGUGGUAUCGAUAUCCAGGCCGUCAACGUUGUUAUCAACUUUGAUUUCCCCAAGAACGCCGAGACCUAUCUUCAUCGCAUCGGUCGUAGUGGUCGUUUCGGUCACUUGGGUUUGGCCAUUAACCUGAUCACCUACGAAGAUCGUUUCAACCUUUACAAGAUCGAGCAGGAGCUUGGAACUGAAAUCCAGGCCAUUCCCCCUGUUAUCGACAAGCGUCUCUACGUCGCCCCUUCUGCUUUGGACCAACCCGAGGACGAGCAGCAACAACAACAACAGCAGCAACAGAAACGCUUGCAGUAUAACCAGCCGCAACAACAUCAGCAACAACAUUUCCAUCAGCAGCAACAGAUGGCCCACCAUAUGUACCAACAGCAACAACAAAUGAAUCACCAGCAGCAACAAAUGAAUCACCAGCAACAACAAAUGAACCACCAGCAACAACAACACUUUCACCACCAGCAGCAAAGGCCACAGCCGCCACCACAGUUGCAGCAACAGGAGCGUCGCUAG